Messenger RNA from Parnassius mnemosyne (clouded apollo), 1173 nucleotides. NCBI's taxonomy places the organism in Eukaryota, Metazoa, Arthropoda, Insecta, Lepidoptera, Papilionidae. The record is from the annotation of a GenBank genome assembly.
AUGUUUACAUUAGUUCAAAUUGAUGAUGAAAACCAUCCUGAGAUUCCAUUGUUGGAUGGAAAACAAGUAAUUGGCCGUGGUCAAUUAUUUGAUUGUGAUGACAAAAGAAUAUCCAGAAACCAUGCAGAAUUAGAGACAACAACUGAUUCAGUUAUUAUCAAAGCUUUGCAUAAAAAUCCAUGCUAUUACGUUAAUAACAAUAUGGCGGACGCAAAAAUAAUAAACCAGAAUUCCAUAGUGAAUGGAACCCAUGGCGACAAAAUUGGAUUUUUGCCUGAAAAACUUUGGUUUGAAAUCAGAAAUAAAGACAUAAAUGAUGGCAAACUGAUAGAUAUAAGUGAUAUGCAACCUCUUAAAAAUCUCAUACAGAAAUGUAAGGAUAUAUUGGAAUUGAGUAAAAAUGAUACUACUGAAAACGUGCCUCAUGGGAGUGAAAUUACAGAGAGUAUAACAGUCAAGAAAGAAUUAAAUGAAUCAAAUGAACGCUUAGAUCCGCCAGGUUCGCCUUCGAUAUUAUCAACAGACAAAACGCAAGUAAUAACACAAUUAAGUCAGCAAGAUGAGUCAUCAAGUCAGUCACCAGGAAAGAGAUGUUUGUGUAAAGGAGAACCUGUUAGCCCUUUUGAUUUAAAGAAAGUGAAAAAAGAGGAAAAUGUAGAAAAUGACAAGCCACACUCUAGUGAGAGUCAAGCGAGUUCAUCGGGCACAAGCACAGCCAAUGGUGACCAGUUAACACCGAAAAAGGACCAGCCGAGGCGAGAGAGAUGCAUGUAUGGAGCAAAUUGUUAUAGGAAAAACCCUCAACACAAGGCGCAGUUCAGCCACCCGAGCGAUGCGGACUGGGGUGCGGGGGUGCGAGCGCCGUGCCCGUACGGCCUGGCGUGCGCGCGCCGCGACCCGCGCCACUGGCGCGACCACACGCACCCCGACGGCAUGCACCCGCCGCCGCCACCAGGUAAAAGAAAAAAGAGAGUGAGGAAUAACAUUGGCAAGGACUCGCCGAUAGAAGAACUAAUCGUAACGGGAAAAAGAGCACGGAAAACUGUGCAAAGAGAAGUGUGGAGUGGAAGCGAGUCGGAAGAAGAAGAUCCGUAUCAUACCGACGAUUCCGAUGACUGGAAUCCUCCGAGCGACGUGUCCGAAAGUCAAGACUAUUCACAGAUUAUUGAUUGA